This is a messenger RNA of Aspergillus udagawae, 1263 nucleotides long. RefSeq lists its product as uncharacterized. Bases 1 to 1263 code for a protein of 420 amino acids. The record is from RefSeq and is a predicted model, not a curated record. The transcript has a single exon. Lineage: Eukaryota; Fungi; Ascomycota; Eurotiomycetes; Eurotiales; Aspergillaceae.
AUGUCGAUGUCCAGUCCUUCUAUCAUCUUAUAUCAGGGCUUGAGAUGUACCAAAGUGCCCAGAAGUUCAAUUGCAGCGGCAUCAGUGCCUGCCGUUGUGCCAGAGCCUACACCAUUCCUGCCAGUCUCAGUACAACGCCCAGAACCCGUGACGACGACUCUACUAUCCAGUACGGAAACCGCUGAUACAGUGUCGCUAUCAUCUCUUAUCGCCGUCGCUCCUUCAGAUGUCCAAUUAGUACCCCUCCCAACUACUUCCUCUCUCUCGGAACCUCCACAAAAUCCCGAGAGCAACACGGACAUACACACAUCCGUUGCAUCUCCUACCUCUCACAAUCAGACAUCUGGCCUUCCACCGACUGAUCUGUCGACUGAACCGGCGAGCUCCGAAGUCCUGACGACGUCUACGGCGCAGACGAAGUUUAUGGUCGAGACACCCACAAGGAAUACAGUCACCGCAGCAUUUCCUUCCGCGACAAACCCUUUGCAGAACUUUUCAGAUCGCGCAUCCGAAGACGUGAACCGUCAUACGCUUCGAACGAUUUUGGGGAGCAUCUUCGGUACCGUGGGCUUGAUCGCCCUCAUACUCCUGAUGUGCUUUCUGAUCUAUCGUUAUAGACGGCGAAAACCGCGCGACGGUCGAAGUUUCGGCGGGAGCGAGAAACUGCUGCGCAAUGGUCGGCACUCCGCAGACUCCUGGGCAAGCUCCCAGCAUGCCUUUUUAUCCAGGACAUCAUCUCUUUCGGAUGCCACUUCUGCACCGAACCACCAUCAUGUGCCGGGUCCGAACAUGGGUUCCAGCUAUGCUCAUGUCAGAAAGGGCUCAUCUCAUCUCUCGGAGCCCAAUCCAAACCCAUCAGAGGUAUCUCUUGGCAUGCGGCCACACAUACGCGACGCUAUUAGUGGAACACAAGUGCACUCGACACGAGGCGACCAACCUUUUUGUCCCGAUGCUUCAACCCUCGCGGGGUCGCAUUCCCCUUCAUACGCGAAAUCAAUCUCGCCAGGCAUACAAAUAAACCAGGACCAGCACUCCAUUUACAGCAGUGAACGCAGCUUAGGAAGUACCAUCGUUCUCCCAGGGCGAAGUAGCUUUGGCAGCAGCGUGCAAAGGGCGAGCUAUCCGAUAUCCAUAUCGGAUCUCGGGCCGCCUGGACCCAAUGACUCCGUGACAAGAGUCAGUACCCGGAGCGACCCGUUUGACUUGGAAGUCCCUCCAAACGCGACGCACAAGCGCAGCUCUGGCGCACUUCCCCGGGGUUGA